Messenger RNA from Nicotiana tabacum (common tobacco), 369 nucleotides. The record is from the annotation of a RefSeq genome assembly. NCBI's taxonomy places the organism in Eukaryota, Viridiplantae, Streptophyta, Magnoliopsida, Solanales, Solanaceae.
AUGGGGAGUGAAUCGAAUUCCGUUUCCGUUCUUUGGGGGCUUUCGGGCCCCUCUCGAUCUUUUUCUACGUUGAGAAGGGGGAAGGAGUCUAAAUCAAUGGACAUUAAUGAACCAUCAUUGAUGGACGUUGCACAUGACACGAUCAAUUCGACUCAAGGUCCGGCGCUAAUAGAAGUUGCUUACUUUCCUAGUAGCGAAGGAAAGGGCAGGGCUUUUUUCGUAGUAAUAGUGGGCGGGUCUCAUGAGAUCUAUGCCGGCCGUCGGAAUCAAACGAAGGUCGAAGGACCAUUCGAUUCAUUAAGGGGCAUAGCGGCGCCCUCGCCCGGCGCCAUUUCCGGACCUAGCAGCAGACGGGCGGGCCGUGCCUGA